This is a messenger RNA of Beta vulgaris subsp. vulgaris (sugar beet), 1863 nucleotides long. RefSeq names its product ankyrin repeat-containing protein At5g02620. The coding region runs from base 247 to 1605 and encodes 452 amino acids. Gene Ontology annotation, molecular function: protein binding. Lineage: Eukaryota; Viridiplantae; Streptophyta; Magnoliopsida; Caryophyllales; Amaranthaceae. The transcript is spliced from 2 exons. The record is from RefSeq and is a predicted model, not a curated record.
CAAAUUCACGCCAAUCAGUUCUCUCUUCUGCAAGAACACAAUAAUCAAAACCAAAUCUGGUCCACAGAACAGCAGUCAACAGAGAAAAAUCUAAGAGUUUUGAGAUGGCUUGUAAUUCGGCUCAUACUUUUUCCGAAUAAGAUUAAUCAUAUGACCAUAUUGAUACACUAAUAUAAAGGGCAUACAAGAUAAGUUACUUAAGCUCAUUUGCAAAUUUCAAGCACUUACUUCAUAAACCAUAAAAAGAUGGAAGGAAAAACAGAGAGAAUUCAAUUAAGAAUUACACGACUACAUGAUGCAGCGAUUGAGGGAGACGUACCUUCCUUGCUCGACUUGCUUCAAGAAGAUCCGUUCAUCCUUGAUCGAUGCAACGUUGAGAGAUCAGGUUGUUUUGUACAAUCACCAUUACAUGUAGCCUCUUCUUUGGGGCACUUUAAGUUCACAACUGAGAUUCUAAGUCGAAAGCCAGAACUAACAGAGGAACUAGAUCAAUUGAAAAGAUCGUCACCACUACAUAUAGCCUCGGCAAAAGGGCACCUGGAGAUUGUCAAAACCUUGCUUGCAGUGAAUCCCAACAUGUGUUUUGCACGCGACCAAGAUGGAAGGAACCCUGUGCAUGUUGCAGCCACAAGCGGUCAGGUUCACGUGCUUGAUGAGCUUCUUCGGGCCAAGCCUCAGGCAGCUAAGGAGCGGACAAAUAGUGGUGAAACUGCUCUGCACUUGUGUGUGAAACACAGUCAGCCAGAGGCUCUCAAGUUCAUCAUAAAUGCCACAGAUGAUGGUGAGCUGCUGAACUCCAAGGACGGUGAUGGUAACACCGUCUUGCACCUAGCAGUGGCUGCUAAACAACUUGAGACUAUUGAUUUUCUCCUCAAACAUAAGAGGAUGGCAAAAAACACAAUCAACACUAGUGGCUUAACAGCAAUGGAUACUUGCAACCAGACCAAGAAAGAUGGUCAUGAUGAGAAAAUUUGGUUGGCCUUGAGGCGCGCCAAAGUGUCGAAAGCAAAGGUUUUGCUGAAACGGGAAAACAGGACCAAGUGGUUGAAAAGGCAAAGUACUGCUCUUAUGGUGGUGUCGUCAUUAAUAGCCACUAUGGCUUUUCAAGCCGGAAUUAACCCUCCAGGAGGUGUAUGGCAAGACAGCAGUAAUGGUCAUUUACCAGGUACCUCAAUAAUGGCAAUAAAUAACCCUAUUAGAUAUAAGUUGUUUCUCGAUUCUAACACUAUAGGAUUGGUAUCGUCUCUGAGUGUGAUACUUCUCCUCAUAAGCGGACUCCCGUGUAUGAAACUUGCUAUGGCAAUUUUAAUGGUAACUAUGUGGAUCGCAAUAUCAGCAACAACAUUUACAUACGUUGUCGGUGCUUACUUCCUUGCAGCCUACGGAGGAAAAAGCGUCUACGAAGUGCUCACCCUUAAAACCUCCGCAAAUCGUCCUCUAAGCACGAUUGUAUCUGUAUCUUUGUUUUGGUUAUUGUUGUUAGGAUUCCUCAUCCUAGGCCAUGCCGCUCGCGUCAUUGCUAGACUAAUCAAACAAAUUAUACGCCCGGUGUUUCAAGGAAUCAGAAAUAUUUACGCAAACACCAGAAGGUACCCACCAGUUUGAUGGGUUUUUCACUUGGAGAAAGAAGAUUUAUGUACCAUACAAUCAUCACGAUUCUUAUGAAGAAUGAAGACUUGUAUAGCUAUUAGUUUAUUUUCUUAUGUUAUUGUAACAAUAAAUUGGUUAGUGGUUAUAACCACUUAAUAACCUCUGUUGCUGUUGUAAGCUACUAUAAGUAGCCUUUCUCUCUCUUUCUUUCUCACUAAUGAAGAACUUAUUGUUUACAGAGAAAUCUCCUCUUACAUUUUCUCUCUCUUCAUA